AUAAGACGAACUGCGCAUGCGUGUAACAUGGUGACUGGCUGCAUCAGCUGGAAAAGUUGUGGAAUUAUUGUCAUAUCCUAGUUUUAAUAGGAGAAAUGGGCUGUUAACCCUGGGAUUGUUCUAAACUCUACACAGAGAUUCUCCCAUAGAAACUGCAUAGAAACCAUGACAGCUAACGAGGAUCAAGAGAUGGAGUUGGAGGCCCUUCGCUCCAUCUAUGAAGGGGACGAGUGUUUCAAGGAAAUAAGUUCAAUUUCCUUUCAGUUUAGGAUAGGAGAGCUGGAGGACACCAAAGCCUUCAUCCUGGACAUCACCUGGCCGGAGACGUACCCUGAGACCGCCCCACACAUCUCCCUGGAUGCCUUUUUCAACAACAGAAUCUCUGGAGAGACGAAGCAGGUGAUCCUGUCCAUGUUGGAGGAGCAGGUGGAGGCUAACCUGGGCACCGCCAUGAUGUACACUCUCUUUGAGUGGGCCAAGGAGAACCAGGAGGCUCUCAUGGAGAACCACAAGCCUGUAGUCACUGCUGUGGCGUCCAGCGGUGACGGGACGACUGCUGCCUCCUCAGCCAAGAAGAGGGAGAAGAAGGAGCAGCUGACUAAAGCUCAGAAGAGAAGGAUCAUCAACAGAACAGAUCACAAAGGGGAAUUGCCGAGAGGUUGGAACUGGGUUGACGUUAUCAAACAUGUAAGUGAAAACGACCUUUUGAACACAAAUAACUGUUGAGUCUUGUUGUCGUUUCAUUUUGUGUUGUUGUCUUGUAUUUAUUGUUGUUCGUUUGUUUUUAAAUGUUCAUCUUUUAUUUUGUGUUCAAAUAAAUUCUCAAUCAAAAAAAUCAAAUCAAUCAAGUCAGAUUUAUUUAUAUAGCGCAUUUACAGACGGCUGAGCCGCACCAAAGUGCUUCACAUAAAAGUGCAAGAAAGUGCAAUAAAAUACAGAAUUGACAAAAUUGACAAAGGUAACAAAGAAAACAAAAAACAAAACAAAAUUUAAUUUAAAAUAAAUUAAAAGAAGAUGGGAUAUUUUUUAAAAGCACUGUGGGAUUACUAGGGUACACUAUUCCCUAGCACUUG
Messenger RNA from Centropristis striata (black sea bass), 1073 nucleotides. It is a transcript of the gene rwdd4, whose product is annotated as RWD domain containing 4. Gene Ontology annotation, molecular function: protein binding. Bases 166 to 726 code for a protein of 186 amino acids. Lineage: Eukaryota; Metazoa; Chordata; Actinopteri; Perciformes; Serranidae. The transcript has 7 exons. The record is from RefSeq and is a predicted model, not a curated record.